UCUGGAAAUGCGUAUGUAUGCAUUUCUUCUAUUUCUCAACCACUGAAAAUUUCCUCUCCACUCUCUCUACUCACCAUCCCCCAACUCCAAUCGACGUCGGCGUAAUGGCGUCGUCCCUCUCCACCAAACACCUCCUCGGAGCUUCCUCUUCUUCCGAUGGAGCCGCCCGACUAGGAUUCCUUCAAUCGCCGCAGGUGCUGCCGUGGCCGAGCCUCAGGUUGCCUGCUCGCCGAUCCCAGUCCAGACGCCUUGAAAUACAGGUUGCUGGUAGCACGAGUGGUACUUACUUUCGUGUUCCAACAUUUGGAGAAUCUCAUGAUGGUGGUGUAAGGUGUGUUAUUGAUGGAUGCUCUCCUAGACUUCCCAUCUCAGAAGCUAAUAUGCAAGUAGAUCUUGAUAAAAGGAAACUUAUUAAGAAGUCGAGAAAGAAGGAACACCACCUGUGGCGUAAGAGAGAUUCAGCUGGUUCUGGACAAAAGGCACUUAACCUUGUUCGAACUGUUUCUCGUCUUCCAAAUGAGAAAGAGGUUGUUUAUGGCGCCUUAGAUAAAUGGAUAGCAUGGGAGACCGAAUUUCCAUUAAUUGCCGCAGCAAAGGCAUUAAGAAUCCUAAGGAAGGGGAGCCAGUGGAAACGUAUUAUUCAAGUGGUGAAAUGGAUGUUGAGCAAAGGUCAAGGGGCAACAAUGGCGACCUACGACAGUCUUCUACUGGCAUUUGACAUGGACGGAAGGGUAGAUGAAGCGGAAAUGUUAUGGAACAUGAUUUUACAUGCACAGAAUCGCUCUAUUUCGAAGAAGCUUUUUUCUAGGAUGAUAUCCUUGUAUGACCAUCAUAAUGUGCCAAAUAAGGUUAUAGAGGUAUUUGCUGACAUGGAAGAGCUAGGGGUGAAACCAGAUCAGGACACUGUUAGAAGAGUUGCUCGAGCCUUCGAGGUGUUAGGUCAAGAGGACAAACAGAGGUUGGUUAGGCUGAAGUACCAAAGUAAAUGGAAAUACAUCCACUUCAAUGGGGAAAGGGUUCGGGUAAGAACCUGAUUUAUGGGUUGAAAUUAGCUAUUUCGACUUCACAACCUGUUGAUUUCCUCACAAAUUCACCCACUGAGCAAAUAUCUAAUACAAAUGUGAAGCUGAAAGCAAUUCGGCUUAUUGUACAUCUCAAGUUUGGUUUAACAAGAAUUGUAGUCCAGCGGAGCUGAUUGUUUCAUCAUGUAUAUAUAACCCAUCUGGUUCGUUAUAUUGAAUUCAGGUUGUUAAUUGAUCAUCACUU
This is a messenger RNA of Sesamum indicum (sesame), 1266 nucleotides long. Its product is annotated as Pentatricopeptide repeat (PPR) superfamily protein. The record is from RefSeq and is a predicted model, not a curated record. Gene Ontology annotation, molecular function: protein binding; chorismate synthase activity. Gene Ontology annotation, biological process: aromatic amino acid biosynthetic process. NCBI's taxonomy places the organism in Eukaryota, Viridiplantae, Streptophyta, Magnoliopsida, Lamiales, Pedaliaceae.